AUGCAAUAUUUCGGAGCUGGACGCGCAGUCCUCCUGCUGGGCUGGCUGAGCUGGGCCAUCCACCUUGCAGCCGCCUACAAAGUACCAUUCACAGACUCAGACUACUCGCGUCAGGCAUGCUCGGGAAUGUGGGGAGGCGAUUCUGCCUUCAUAAAUGUCACCUUCGAUAGCGCCUCGUCCCAAGGACAGGUUUCUAUGGUUAUAUACGAGUGGAAAGAUGUUGAUUAUCUUGGGAAAGUCACCUCCGAGACCGAUGACUCCCUUCCCAGGACGUACGUGUGCACAACGGAUGCGCUCAAAGCCGGUUUCUGCGAUGUAUCCCAACUCGGCACCUUCAUUCUUGACCUUCCUCCCGAUAAGCCCGCCAACGAGACCAGCUUCUGGUUGGCACGGUUAUCUCUAACUCAAGUCGGAGAGAGUGAUUCAAGUGAGAGUUUAGAAAGCACAGGUGGGCUCUGGGAUAAUCCAGAGGGAAACCCCAUAGUUCCUCCUGAAGACUAUACCUCUCCCUGGCGGUCACGCAGCGUCGCCCCGGUUGUAGUCCACCCUCGUCAAUCACAAAGCGGUGCACUUUCCUACAAAGAUCCCAUCCAAUACGAGGUCAGGUACACAGGCUAUUAUUGCGUUGCCAUCGUUCCUGUCACAGUCUUGAAUGGUGCCCGCCAAGCAUCGACCGACGUUCCUUACCAUCCAACGUAUAAUGGUGUCAUCCUUUUCCAGAAUACUUUCAGUGGCGAACUUGCCGCUGCAGAUUACCCCAAAGUUAAUUUCUACUUCGUCAUGUUUCUGGCAUACGUUGCGUUCGGCUCGUUGUGGGCCUGGCAGUGUUACAAGCAUGUCACGGAACUGCUCCCAAUUCAGCAUUACUUGUCUGGUCUGGUGGGAUUCCUUGUUGUCGAGAUGAUUGCGAGCUGGGUUUACUAUCGAUAUCUCAACGCACAUGGUCGAAACACGGCUGCGACUGUGUUCCUCUUUGUAGUAUCCAUACUCGAUGCGGGACGUAAUGCACUUUCAUUCUUCAUGCUUCUUGUCGUAGCUCUGGGAUUGAGUGUUGUCAGAGAAGAUUUGGGGCGUACGAUGCUGCGAUGCCAGAUUUUGGCUGGCGCUCAUUUUAUCUUCGGAGUGCUGUACGGAGUAGGAAUCGUGGAGCUGGAGCUGGAGUCAACAUCAGCCUUGAUUCUGCUUAUGUUCAUUAUUCCAUUGGCCUUUACACUGAGCGGGUUUUUCAUGUGGAUAUUAUACGCCCUGAAUGGAACAAUGACCAACCUCGCAGCUCGCAAACAGCGCUAUAAGCUGACAAUGUUCAAGCGCCUCUAUCAUAUCUUGCUAGCAACUGUCAUAAUCAUUGCCGUCUUCUUCGUCAUAUCUACCUUGUCAUUCUCCGAUCGCUACGCUGAAGACUACGCGGCUAAGUCCUGGCGCACCAGGUGGUGGCUUUUGGAUGGCUACCUUGCAAUCCUCUACUUUGUAGCCUUCUGGGCAAUUGCUUACCUCUGGAGGCCAACGGAAACCAACCGCAGAUAA
This is a messenger RNA of Coniophora puteana RWD-64-598 SS2, 1524 nucleotides long. Its product is annotated as protein PTM1. Gene Ontology annotation, biological process: retrograde transport, endosome to Golgi. The record is from RefSeq and is a predicted model, not a curated record. Bases 1 to 1524 code for a protein of 507 amino acids. Lineage: Eukaryota; Fungi; Basidiomycota; Agaricomycetes; Boletales; Coniophoraceae. Gene Ontology annotation, cellular component: membrane; Golgi apparatus. The transcript is spliced from 11 exons.